UUAUGGAAGAUGCGAUGUUGAUGACCGAUGUGUCCGACGACGAAAACACACAUACUGCUUUACUUUGUACUGAGCGGAAACAUAACUUUAGACGGAAAUGGAGCAGCAAACUCUGCGAGCCAAUAACUCGAAGCAAUUUUAGAAAGAUUUUGAAAACGAUUGCAAUUGGGCAAGUCCUUUCUGUAUGUCUCUGUGCUGGUGGUGUAGCCAAUCAAGCUUUGCAACGACGGCAAUUCAAUGCACCAAUGAUUCAGAGUUUUACAUUUUAUUACCUCUUGGCAGUAACUUAUGGAACUGUGCUGGUUUGGAGACAGUCUAGACAAGGAGUCACAGCUGGAUUAUUGGAAGUGUUAAGGAUGAGAGGAUGGAAGUAUUUGGUGAUAGCAACAGCUGACGUCGAAGCAACUUAUACCAUGGUGCUUGCUUACCAGUACACAUCUAUGACUAGCAUUCAGUUGCUGGACUCAUUUGCAAUAGUCGGAGUAAUGAUAUUAUCAUGGUUCAUACUCAAAGUGCGGUACAGACUUAUUCACUAUUUGGGCAUCGUAAUUUGUGUUACUGGAACAGUUGCUCUAGUGUUUGCUGACACUCAUAGCUCUCAAGCAUCUGGGUCAGCUUCAAAUCCUGUUCUUGGUGAUGCCCUUGUUCUUCUUGGGACGAUGCUUUUGUCAAUCUCUAAUGUUGGACAAGAGUAUAUAGUCAAGCAAUUUGACUGGAUUGAAUUUGUGGGAAUGAUCGGCAUCCUGGGCAGUGUUAUUUCUGGAAUUCAAGUGCUAAUUAUUGAACGAAAUGCACUUGACUCAAUCAAUUGGUCAAGUAAUGGGACACCUAUAGUGCUGCUUAUGCUCUCAUUUGCAUUAUCAUCCUACGUGUUUUACUCAGUCACACCAUAUUUCAUGCGUAUAAGCAGUGCCCUGUUAUUUGUCUUGUCAUUGCUCACUGCAGACAUCUACAGUUUCAUCUGUGGUCUCUUUAUAUUUGACUACAAGUUUUCGGCCCUCUACUGUGUUUCAUUUGCUGUCAUUGCCACUGGCCUUGUGGUUUACAAUUUAAAACCAACGCACAUAAAAACAAAUGCAAAUUUUGAUGCAGAUAUAUCGACAACAUCUACAAGAUCUGGUGGUCAAUAGUUAUUCCGAACAGAACUUUGAACACUGAUAUCAUCUUAAGACAAUUUGAUUUUUAAAUUCUUUUUGGAAGAGAAAUAAGUUACAAACCUUUGCACUCAUAAUUCGGAAUAUUAUCAAUAGAAUGUAAGAGUAACACAAAGAUACCCAGCUGUGCAGUCUGUUGAAAUCUAC
Molecule: messenger RNA, 1301 nt
Organism: Corticium candelabrum
Lineage: Eukaryota; Metazoa; Porifera; Homoscleromorpha; Homosclerophorida; Plakinidae
Product: solute carrier family 35 member F2-like
Exons: 7
Coding region: 3-1130 (375 amino acids)
Biological process (GO): transmembrane transport
Cellular component (GO): membrane
Molecular function (GO): transmembrane transporter activity
Source: RefSeq, a predicted model, not a curated record